Molecule: messenger RNA, 2183 nt
Organism: Colius striatus (speckled mousebird)
Lineage: Eukaryota; Metazoa; Chordata; Aves; Coliiformes; Coliidae
Gene: SLC25A21
Product: solute carrier family 25 member 21
Exons: 10
Coding region: 172-990 (272 amino acids)
Source: RefSeq, a predicted model, not a curated record
GCGGCGCGGGCGAAGAUGGCUCGUAAGCCCGGGAGUUUUCUGCAGGAGGCCUCUCACCAAGUCGUCGCCGGAGGCUCGGCGGGUAAGUGGGCGCUUUCUUCCUGGGCGGGGAGGGUCUGCCCGUCCCCCGCCGGCGCUCCGCCAAGCUGAGGUCUUGUAGAAAUUUGCCUGAUGCAUCCCCUUGAUGUAGUGAAAACAAGGUUCCAAAUUCAAAGAGGGAAAACUGAUCCGACCAGUUACAAGAGCCUGGGGGACUGUUUUAGGACUAUUUUCCGACGAGAAGGAUUUCUUGGUUUCUACAAAGGAAUAUUUCCUCCCAUCUUGGCUGAGACACCCAAAAGGGCAGUGAAGUUUUUCACCUUUGAACAGUACAAGAAGCUACUAGGAUAUGCAUCGUUACCGCCUGGACUGGCAUUUGCCGUUGCUGGCUUGGGAUCUGGGUUGACAGAGGCAGUUGUGGUUAACCCUUUUGAAGUAGUAAAGGUUACCUUACAGACAAAUCGGAAUGCCUUCACAGAGCAACCAUCUAGCUUUGUUCAGGCUCGGCAGAUCAUUAAAACCGAUGGUCUGGGCUUCCAAGGACUCAACAAAGGUCUUACUGCAACACUGGGCCGUCACGGAGUUUUUAACAUGGUUUACUUUGGAUUUUACUUCAAUGUGAAAAACAUUCUUCCAGUCAAUAAAGAUCCAAAUUUGGAGUUUUUGAGGAAAUUUGGAAUUGGACUAGUCUCGGGAACAAUAGCCUCAAUUAUUAACAUUCCUUUUGAUGUUGCAAAAAGUAGGAUUCAAGGACCACAGCCAGUUCCCGGAGAGAUCAAGUACAGAACCUGUUUUAAAACUAUGGCAACAGUCUAUAAAGAGGAAGGAUUUAUGGCUCUGUACAAAGGCUUGGUUCCCAAGAUCAUGAGGCUUGGUCCAGGUGGUGCGGUGAUGCUUUUGGUUUAUGAAUAUGUUUAUGCAUGGCUUCAGGACACAGCUGAUCACAAGUAGCACGUUUGAGAAAUGUACUGCUUUAGGGCACUGAAUGCCCUCAGAUUUACAUUGAUGUUAAUACAAUUCAAAACAAAUCCAGCGUUGAGGUUCUGAUCCGGGAAAACAUUUAAGCACAAGUUUUUCUGUAAGUGUGUAACUAAAUAGCCCAGUUGAUGUUUGCAAUUGUCUUACUGGAUCAAGAGAAAAGAUAAAAGAGAUACAGGAACAAGUUAGUUUUUCAAGGACAAACUGGAAAUUUUGGACACUAAAUUAGACUAUGUAAUCAAUGCACUUUGAUAAAAAUUUCAGCCGAAAUGGCAAAAUACUAAUUUUCAGGGGAUUUGAAGAGAAAAAGAAAAUAUAAUAAUCAUGUGAGCCCAGAUACUAAGGUAGUGUAAACUGACAGCUCCAGGUUAAGAAUAUGACCCUUACUCAGCAACCACUUGCGUCAAUCUUGGGUCCAGUUUCAAUUCAGUCCAGUACAAUUUCAACAUCAAUAGAAGAGCUUCUUAAGUUGUUGGGAGUUAGGAUGGAAAAAGGACAGCAUGACUAGCCACAUCCUUAAAAACAUACACCAUUAAAUGUCCUACUUGCCCUUGAUACUUAGCCCUGUAUAUCACAUAAUUCUUACUCAGGUUACAGAAGAUACUGAAAAUAGCCCAAAUGAAGUUACAUAAAAGUUCAAAACAGGGAAUCAGGAGAAAUGACCGAAUCAUAGAAUGGUACAGGUUGCAAGGGGCUUUUAGAGAUCAUCUGGUCCAUGAGUAAAUAAAUGAACUAAAAAAAAAGUACUUCUAGACAUGUGAGAUUUUACUCUGAAUUGUUUAUCCACCAUCAGGCUAUUGCUUAAAGAGCUGUCCCGUGCUAAAAAUGCUCAAUGCGCCUUGACUGCCCCUUUACCCUUUCAUUACCACUGUGGGAUGGAAAUACAAAAUUCUAGACCGACAGCAUGUAUGCAGUAGUAAUUAGCUAGCCAUACACCUCAAGGAAACGCACCUUCCUAUAGAUAAAAAAUGUUACUCUAAAGCUAAAGUUUUUGCUUUUCCCAGUCACAGUCAAUAUAAAUAGUAUUUCAGUGAUGUAGUCCCAUUUUGAUAGCCAUUAUAACUAGCUCUGUGAAAAAUGAUAAUGUCUGCUAUCCUAAAUGCAGACAUAAUUUCCAUUCAUGCAAUUGUGCCAUUCUACAGUUUCUUUUCAAGAACUCUUCAAAU